UGGGAUCCUUGUGGAAAACUGGGAUAUCCUGAAUCACAAAACAGCCGUACCCAUUGAUGUGCCACAAAACCUAAACACUGUGCACAGCUGCUAACUAAAGAAACAUAGUAAAGAAAGAGGCGCAGGCCUAGCGUUAGUGUAAUUAUUUUGUUACAGUUGUUUAAGUGGCGUCUGAACUUAGCUGUUUCUUGUUACGUCGUUUUUGUAUCUGUUGUAACUGGAGUCUUUUACUUUUACUGAAAACUGACAAAAAGGUAUGCUGUAGUUAAUUGUCAAGUACGUUAGCUAACGUUAGCCUAGCUUAGCUGCCGAAUCGCCUCUGUACCACAGGACGUGAUUUGAGUAGAGUGAAGAGGUUGGUUUGAUGCGCUUGACGUCAAGACAAGAGGCACCAUGAGUGCGGAGAUGGAUGCACUGACUGUGGUGAACCAGCUGCGAGAUCUUGCUGCAGACCCCCUGAACCGAAGAGCCAUAGUUGAAGACCAAGGUUGUCUGCCAGGUCUCAUCCUUUUUUUGGACCACCCCAACCCACAGAUCGUCUACUCGGCACUAUUGGCCGUGCGCUACCUGGCAGAAUGUCGAGCCAACAGGGAGAAGAUGAAGGGCGAGCUGGGCAUGAUGCUGAGUUUGCAGAAUGUCAUGCAGAAGAGUACAUCACCUGGGGAGACCAAACUGCUGGCCUCUGAGAUCUACGAGAUUUUGCAGUCAGCUGGUAAAGAAGAGGCCGAACAGGCCGAGGCAGCAGCCGCCUCCUGUCAGCGUAAAGCCCACUUCUUCCUGGGCUCCAACAACAAGAGGGCCAAAACUGUGGUGCUGCACAUUGAUGGACUGGAUGACCCUACUCGAAGGAGCCUUUGUGAGGAGGCGUUGCUGAAGAUUCGAGGGGUCAUCAGCUUCACCUUCCAGAUGGCUGUCAAGAGAUGUGUGGUCAGGAUCCGUUCCGACCUCAAAGCUGAGGCGUUGGGCACAGCAAUCAAUUCCACCAAAGUAAUGACGGCUCAGCAGGUGGUGAAGACAGAGGACGGAGGAGAGCUGAUGGUGCCAUUCCAGGAGGACUCGGCGGUGCUGGUAGAGGAGAACACAGACAUCCCAGACUACCUGCCUGAGGAGGAGACUCCAUCCCAGGAGCAGGACAAGGCUGUCACACGCGUAGGCUCCAUCACAGACGGCAUGGGCUGGCUCAGCACGGCCGCCAACUUCCUGACGCGCUCCUUUUACUGGUGACCACUUCCUGUGUUUCUCUCUCUCUGCUCCCUGUUUUCUCUAAAGUACCAUCCAGCUGCAGCCUUAGCGUCUCUCAGCCUUGUCCCGGACUAAGCCCUGCCUCACGGCCCUACACUAGUCUAGAGUACCCUCUGCAAAGCCCACAGAGCCUGGCCACGUGUGUGCAACAAGUGCUGGACUGCUGAGUGGAACCUACAAUAACUUUAACUUGUGUAUAUAUUGAGCUACAAAUCCCACUACUGGCUGUGUGUGCACAACUAUAUACUAGCUGCAUAUGUAUCUCACAAGAUAUAGCCAGAGGACUUUAAAUCAGCCAAAACCAAAUAACAUUCUGGAAAUGUAUAUCGCUGCGUUGACAGUGUUGACAUAUGGCAGGCAUAUUUAAUUGUUCUGAGGCUGAUUUUGAAUACCUUGAAAAUUGGGAGUUCCUUUUUUUUAGUGUGCAUGAUUUUUGGUUGCUUUCCUCCUGGUGUCUAUUUUCAGUCAUUUUCCUUUUACUAUAUAUAUUUUUUUCCAUAUUUUUCAUUCUUUAGUUUCCUAAUUAAGCUGAUCUUUUUUCUUCCCUCUUUCGGUUUUAUUAGCAUGCUAUGAGUCUUUUGUGCCAAUCUUUCCUGAUGCCUAGAUCUGUGAUUUUUGUGUGUGCCUUUUUGACAUUUUACUUUAAUAUUAGUUUUUCAUCAUUCAUUCGAAUGAUUUGAGAGCUCUGAGCAUGUAAGAUGUAAUGUUUGUGGUGGAGCACCAGCUCCGCCAGCUUUUAGCUCACUGAGGGACGCCACUUAAGUCAAAAUAGAAACUUAGACACCAGCAAGACUCAGCCCAUUCAGCCACUGGCUCACAUGUAUUAGACUGUUUGUUGCAUACUGAAAGAAGAACUGAUUAGCUAGUUGGCUGAUUAAUAUACCACUCUUGACUGCGUUUAGUUGUUUCUGUCACAAAACAGGACUUCUCUGAUGAUGAUAUAAUGCAGGAAAAAAUCUAAUGUGAGUUCUACAGUGGCGGAGAAUUAACUGACAGCUCCUUGUGUUAUUUGCACAGACUUUAGGCUACCUCUGCUUUCAGCCCUCUAUCUCACCUGUAGUUUUAGUAAAACCCUAGAUCUGCAUGUUGAAGGCAAACCUGUUAGCUGCCUGCUUGUCAAAUACUUACCUGUUACCUGGACUCCCACCGACAUUUUUACAGUAUUGUAGCCCCACCUGUUCAGUUAAAUUUUCAGUUUAGCCAGGAGUGUCCUUAAAGCAAAGAUCACGUUGGUGCACGCUCACGCACACAUACAGAGGACUCACUAAUGCUGUCAUAUGAGCAGUAGUGGUAUACUGGAACAAGGGUGUGGUUAUGUACAUUUUGUAAAUGGUGCCUCAUUUCCUAAAAUCUCAGACCUUACAUGUGAAGGAAAAUUUUGUUCUGUUUUUGUAAUACUGAUUUGCAUUUUUAAUGUCACAAAAUAGGAUAAGAGGUUGUAGCAGCUAAUGCUAAUGCUCUUUGCAAGUUUUUUCCUUUUCUUUAGCCCUUACAACCCCAAUGACUCACACCAGGUUUAAUUAUUAUCUUCUCUGACUUGUGUGAGUGUCAUUAACAAUUAUUAUAUACAAUGCUGACCAGGCGACUUUUAUUGUUCUGAUGGUGCGGAGACGUCACAGUUGGUUGAGGUCAAAUACAUAGAGGACUGACACAGAAUGACCUGAAUAAUUUGAAUUGAUGGUGGCUAUUCUCUGGAAAAGCAAUAAUAUUUUUUGCAUUAAAUGUUGUGAUUAUAAAUCUGCAUCAUCCUUCAAAAUAAUGUUUUCACAUUAAAGGUAUUAGUUAAAAGUUAGGGGCAUCAUCAGUAUUUUCUUCUUUAUUUGUCCAUUUUGCACAGAAUUAACCUCUUAAAUGGCAUCAUGUAAUUUCAUUUUUAAUUUUAAAUUUGAUGUCUCAGCUCACACUGCAAAGAAAUACUUGAACAUCGUUCCUUAGAACUGUCCUUAUGUGUUGAUCAAAGUGUAAAUUUCCCUUAAAUGUUAGAUUAACCACAUCUGUAAGGUUGACAAAACACAAACUCAAAAAUGUAACUUCAUGUGAACAGACUUCAUGUGUCUGUCAUCAAAUGUAAUAUAAUGUAAUGCAGAUCUUAAAACUGUAGAUUCCCAUACAUUGUUAAUGCAAAUGAUGAUAAACUUAAAAUUUAAAUUUG
This is a messenger RNA of Siniperca chuatsi (mandarin fish), 3394 nucleotides long. It is a transcript of the gene armc1, whose product is annotated as armadillo repeat containing 1. The transcript is spliced from 7 exons. Gene Ontology annotation, molecular function: metal ion binding; protein binding. The record is from RefSeq and is a predicted model, not a curated record. Bases 394 to 1224 code for a protein of 276 amino acids. NCBI's taxonomy places the organism in Eukaryota, Metazoa, Chordata, Actinopteri, Centrarchiformes, Sinipercidae.